This is a messenger RNA of Trichoplax adhaerens, 2682 nucleotides long. RefSeq lists its product as uncharacterized. Gene Ontology annotation, biological process: non-motile cilium assembly; mitotic spindle organization; cytoplasmic microtubule organization. The record is from RefSeq and is a predicted model, not a curated record. The coding region runs from base 1 to 2682 and encodes 893 amino acids. Lineage: Eukaryota; Metazoa; Placozoa; Uniplacotomia; Trichoplacea; Trichoplacidae. The transcript is spliced from 7 exons. Gene Ontology annotation, cellular component: ciliary base; centrosome.
AUGAAGGAACGCCUGAUGGAGCAACAAGAAGAGCGGAAAAGGAUAUCAGAUAAAGCUAAAGAGAAACAAAUAUUUCGCGAAAAUAAUAAAAGAAGGAAGCAAUAUGAACAACAAAAAAUGAAGAAAUUAAAGAAAGAAGCAGAAGAACGUGAGCGAUUAUUAGCUAGUAGAAGAAGAAAGAUAGGCCAAGAAGUAAAUAAAAUGCGAAGUGUUGUUAGACAACAGGAUGAUGAGAGUGAGAAUAAAGGAGGGAGAAUAACGCCAAACCUCAUGAUUAAACGUGAUAUUCAAUCAAAUAAACGAAAAAAUAAUAGCGCUCAUGAUAAAAUUCUUAGUUAUUAUGAAUCGAGUGGGCUAACAAGGCAAGAUAUUAUUCUAGGUGGCAACGAAUCUCCAAUAAAUGAUGACUACGAUGCUUUGGCUUAUACCGACGAAUCUAAUAAUGUGCCUAAAUAUCAAUCAACAACAAUUCGUCCAGAAACAUCCAAGCCUAGAGGCAACUCGACCCAGCAUAAGAAGGACGCGUUUAUUAAUCAAAUUGAUGAGAUCAAUAAAGUGGCAGAAAUGGAUAGUAAUCGACAACAGUUAGAUACUGACGAUGAGUUAUCAAGUGCAGAUAGUCUUGAAAUAGGUAGAGUAAGCAUUCGAGAGGGUAAAUGCACUAGUAUAAAAACUAAACCUGAAAUUCAUUCUCAGCCAUCGAUGGAAAGCGGCCAUGGAUCGGCUUUGCAUAAAAGCAACUCUAACAAUUUAUUAGCUAAUGUUAUCGACGAUGAUGACGACGAACUAUUUGAUAGCUUAGAUUUAACGCCAUUUCAGUUAUUGAGGCAUCAAAAUAGUCCUAAUCAUCAGGAAAGCGUUAAAAUUCCAUCACAAAGCAGUAGCAUUAGACCAUUAUCGGCACACCAUCGUCAAAUAGAUGCACCGAUUCAUGAUACUCAAGGGGAACAUUCUCGAAAAGAGAAUGAAAUAAGUACUAAAUUAUCUGAUGAUGACCAUAGACGGCGUGGUCAGAAUAUCAAUAAAGACGUGGAUUCUGAAUUACCUCAAACUGGUUAUAGCAAUACUCAAAACCAGCAAAACUUUACAGAUUCUGAGCCUAAUCUAAACUUACAAGAAUCAAAAUCUUCUUUAAUAUUUCCAUUACAUGAUGAUGAUGAUCUCCAUACCGUCAGUCAAACUGGUGAAGAUACCGGUACCAAGAAAGAUCGAAUUAGUAGUGCAAAAUCAACUAAAUCUGUUCGAUUUGCUGAUACGGCAUCAUAUCAUGGAUUAUCCGAUGUAUCUUCACUCUCUGACGACUUUGAUGCUACCGUUAGUGUAAUUGUCGAUGAGAUUAACAAGUUACAAUUAUCAAAUGAAAGAAAUCAGCAACAAGAUGACGAUCAUGGCAAACAUUAUCAAAAGAAGAUCAAUUAUCAUCAGCGCAAUACCGCGAAAGAAAGCGGUCGAAUUUCUUCCUCUAAGCAACCAAGUCAAGACGGUUAUGACGAAGAAGAUGAUAAAAGUAGCAAUAAUGAUGAUUCAGUUGAUCCGUGGAAGUUAAGUCAAACGUCUACAUCUUCACAAUAUCAAAAUGAAGAGAUUGUAGAUGUCCAAAGUCAGCUGAAUCAAUCUUCAAUAUCUCCUCGUCAAUAUCAGGAACGUCCAAAACAACCAAUAGAACGAUCUAGAAGUGAAGGAUCUUUGCAAGGUAAAAUAAAAAGUAAUCAUUCAUUUAAAUCUCUUGCUGCUGUUGAAGAUCCUACAAAUGACAAUGUACCAACAGAAGAUGAAGUCAGCUGGCUAUGGAAUAAAGUACAACAAUGUUUAGAGAUACCAUCAGGAACAAAAUCUGAAAAUAAAAAGAAGAAAGAUGACGAUAAAUCUCGAAAUCUGUUAAGAAAUACAGGAUUGAAUAUUUCAAAACGAAUAAUGCCUAGUGAUAAAAUUAGACGAUCAUCUGUUACUUCGGCACAGAGUGAUACUGUUUUACUCAAGGAUCAAGAUUCAGCAUCAUCACGAAUUCCUAGAAAAGUCUCAUCAGCUAAACCUUCGACAUCAGCUAAAAUUCGCCUUCGUACGCGUUCAUUAGUAAAACAACCGAUCAAUUUGAAACAUACUAAACCUUAUCCUAAUAGCGUAAAGGCAAUGUCCAAGACUAGAGUGGAAGGAAAUAGCUUUAAUAGAACUAUUCCACGAUCCUCUACCUAUGGUCCAGUUAGGAGCUCUGCAAAUAAAUCAUUAGAGAAAGCAGAUUUCAACACUUUAUAUGAAGCUAAUAAUGUGAGCGAGAGUGUUGCUCAUUUCAUCAUGGCCGAAAGCCUAUGCAAAAAAAGUCUAUCGGAAAGUCAAAUUGAAGAUUUAUUAAAAGCAAAAAAUGCACCAAAAAAGAAACAAGUCAAGCCUAGCGCUUUAUCGAUAGAAGAGAAAAGAUUAUUAGCUUCCAUUCAAAGAUUAGACGCGAAAUUAGAAGAAACAACUGCUGCAAAUGCUGAGCUUAUCCGUAAACAUUUAGCCGGUGUAGAAACAUUUAAACCGCAACUACGAAAGAGAAUUUCCAAAGCAACUCAGCCCAUUCGCCCCCAACAAUUUUACGAAAUGAACGUUGCAUUAAAAGCUAACAAACAGCAACAGAAAAUUAAAUCUCGAAAUACUAGAGUUGAAGAUGGGUUUCAUCAAAAUAGAACAGUCAGGUUGUAG